Messenger RNA from Puntigrus tetrazona (Sumatra barb), 4919 nucleotides. RefSeq names its product zinc finger protein-like 1 (gene zfpl1). Bases 359 to 1318 code for a protein of 319 amino acids. The record is from RefSeq and is a predicted model, not a curated record. Lineage: Eukaryota; Metazoa; Chordata; Actinopteri; Cypriniformes; Cyprinidae. Gene Ontology annotation, cellular component: Golgi apparatus. The transcript is spliced from 8 exons.
AUAGACAUAUAAAUGACUAGACGCUUCUUUUUUGUUUUUAUUAUUUCCAAAAUAUGGAUACAGAAUAUAGGGGAAAACGAUUUUUAAAUAAAAACAGUGCCAGGAGUACAGGGAUUACCAAGAUUAUUAACAUAACAAUUGAUUUCAAAAACGUAACUCGGUCACGUUUGUGGCCUUAAGGUUGUGCUUGGUGACGCAAUUUCACUGCGACGGUAGCGGAAGAGACGUGGCAAAAAUGCUAACUAUUAGACGCUAUAAUAAUAUUGAGGAAAGUACUGGGCAGUUGUGUACAGUUUCAUGUUGAUGUUUGCACCGGUUUGUUUUUGACUCGUAUUUUCUUCUUCUUUUAAGGAAGAACAUGGGUUUGUGCAAGUGUCCUAAGAAGAAGGUAACGAACUUGUUCUGUUUUGAACAUCGUGUCAACGUUUGUGAGCACUGUCUUGUAUCCAAUCACAAUAAGUGUAUUGUACAGUCAUACCUACAGUGGCUACAAGACAGCGAUUACAACCCAAACUGCAGCCUGUGCAGUCAGCCCUUAGAUUCCCAGGACACUGUUCGGCUAGUUUGUUAUGAUUUAUUCCACUGGUCAUGUCUGAAUGAGCUCGCCUCCCGUCAGCCCCUCUACACAGCACCUGCUGGGUACCAGUGCCCAACAUGCCAAGGUCCUGUUUUCCCACCUUCAAACCUGGCCAGUCCUGUUGCAGACAUGCUGAGAGAGCAACUGUCCUCUGUCAACUGGGCCAGAGCAGGACUAGGCCUUCCACUGAUUGAAGAUCCACCAAAGAGUGAGGAAAGUACAACACAUGAGGAUACGAGUUACUCUGAAUGGUCAUCUUUUGAGACUCCUACAGUGGAUAUAAUUUUGUCAAACCCCACACCCACAAGUCUUCCACCUCAUCAGGAUGUGGAGCACAUGCACAAAAAUGGAGAAGUGAGUGGCCAAAAUCUCUCUGUCAUCAAUAUGAGCACCACCUCUACCUCCACAGAUACAAUCACCAUUAACACAGCUAUAUCCCCAAGAAAGGUAUAUGACACACGGGAUUCAGGACAAAGUGCAGUGAUGCAGAUUGACUUUGAUGACGAUAAAUACCGCAGACGACCUGCCCUUAGCUGGUUUUCACAGGUUCUAAAGAAUCGUACUGGCACUAAGAAAAAGGCCCUCACUCUGAAACAGCGCAUCUUCAUGUUGCUUUUGGUUGGAGUGAUUGGUUUCUUUACCCUCAUCAUAAUUAUGGCUAAACUGGGAAGGGCCUCAGCUGAGACGGAUCCAAACCUGGAUCCUAUGCUGAAUCCCAACAUCAGGGUAGGAAACAUGUGAUGGAUCCCCUUCCUGCUAAAACUCUAUAUGGAUUCAGCCUGCAGUUCAACUUUUGCUUAUAAAAUGUUAUUUGAAAAAGUUGAAGAAAGCAUGUUCCUCAGGAAUCUGGGACCAGUGUGAAAAUUCAAUUGUUUGGACUGUGGGAGAAUUGUGUGACGUGGUGGUCAACAAUAAAGAAGAUAAAGAUAGAAGUUGCACAACAAAUCUUAAAUUUCGCUUGGGUGAUAUUAUUAUAGGCUCUAUAAGUGUGCAACUGUGUAUUAUUUAGCUCUGUAAUUCUCCCUUGCAUACCUUUACAAUUGUUGUAUGAAAAUUGGGAUAAAAAUAUGCCAUUGUAUUGAAAUCUAUCUGUCUAUUGUUUCUCUGAGGUGUCAAACUUUUGAUUGCAUUUAUUAAUUGCUGAUCAAUUAGCAACCCCUGCCUGCGAGAUUAAUUUUAACAUAUGUAAAGUUUCUUUGCUGUUGACUGUAAAAAUGCAAAACUGAUUUACUAAAGCAUCUGAAAAUGUUUUGGUUGGCAUGCUUUAGUGGCACUAUUUUAGUCAUUAUAUUUUAGUAAAUACAACCUUUACAAAAGGCAGGUGAUAACUGUACUCUUUUGUUUUGUAGUUCAUAAAGAGUGCACAACUGUCUUUUGUCUGGGUUGUAUUCCAUCCCAAAAAUUAUUUAAAACAUUAAGCCUGUUUUAAAGCUAGUUUUUGUGAUAUUAUAAUUGUGCCAAUUCACCCUACGCUAAAAAAAUGCCAUAAACUGACAACUUGCUGACAGACAAAGCAAGUUACUUCUGGUAUGAAACACAGUCUCAGCUUUCAAGUUUUGUUAUUUAAGAAAUGUAAAACAAUAAACAGUUUUGUGACUUUCUAAUGUUUAAAACUUGCAGAACUCCCCACUGCAAUCCAAAACGUCAAACAUAUCUAUGUACUGCAACAUUUCGCAUAUUUCAGCUCCUGUUGCAUUUUAAGAAAGCGAUCAUCUGGGUUAACCUUACAGAGAUUGCUUAACUGUAGUAUAUACCAUAAUAUUCACAUUAUCUCUGAUUGUAGUUUACAUGUUUUCUCUUUUUUUUUCUCCUCUGUAAGUGGUUUUCCUAAUUUGUCAGUCUACUGUGAUUAUAGUACUAUUGGGUCAGUCCAUAUCAAGUGGUCCAGUUGAUCUUGCUUGACAAUUUUUCUUUUUUUUUUUUUUUUUUUUUUCCUUUUGAGUGAUUACCCUAUGUACUGUGUUAGUAUUUGAUAUAUGGUCAGUUUAUAAUACCAUUUUUUCAACUCCCCUAGAGUUAAGAUAUUGAGUUUUACCAUUUUUGAAUCCAUUAAGCCUAUCUCUGAGUCUGUAGCACUUUUAGCUGUAGAUUAGCAGGGAUCAUUAAAAAACAAAAGUUGUUUAUAAAUGUGCUAUAUAAUUAAACAUUACACACACACAUAUAUAUAAAUAAUAGAUAUGCACGCGAAUACAAAUACACCUUUGAAUUUUUGUAAAAAUUUUGUAAUUUACAUAUUCAGAUUUUUCAUUAUGUGAUUUUUAUUUUUAUUACUUUUUAUUUAGAAAACAAAAAGUUUCUAUCCACAAAAUUUGGUAUUUUGAGGUUCUACUUGUGAUUCAUCCAGUCAGCGCUUCAAAUGCACGCAAAAGGACCAAUCGGGAUCAACUUUCUUUGUUAUGUUGCCCGACUUCUCCUUAACAGCAGGAAAGAUUAAACAUUAAACAACAAUAAUUACAUAUCUGCAUAAUCAGUAAAUGCAAUGCACCAUUGUGAACAAGUUCCACAAAAUGGCACUUUUUAAAAACAUGAUGUGAUUUUUUUUUUUCACUCAUUAUUAGCAUGUGCAUAAAAAAGAUGUUCAUCUGCAAAAACUGAAUGGGCUUGAAUGGUUUUACUGCAAAAUGUCCUCUGGCGGUGGUAGCGAUGGUAAAAUCAUCUGCUCAGAUCAAACCCUUCUAAAGCCCUAUUUAGCGUCCAGGGCGACGCUGUUGAUCAAUCGGGACACUUGUCACUAUUUAAUACUAAUCCCGUGCAAAUAGGCCUUAUGUUACGAAAGGUAAGGAUGUAUGCUUUAUUCUUUAUUUUAUUUAUUUUUUAAAUUGUUAAAUAUCAGGGGAACAAUUGUAUAAUAAUUCCAUCCAUGUUAAAUAUAAAUCUAUAGAUGUGAGAAUUGUGGUAUUACAAAUUUAUAAAAUGUUAAAUGUGGGUUUCAAUAUAACCAUUUGAAUGGAAAAGUUAUGUAUAUUGUGACUUACAUUAUAAGAGCAGGAAGCCCAGGCCCUGAUCAGUUCCUGAACAUCUGGUAGGUUUCCCAAGUUAAGUGUUUAUGCUAAUCUCAAGAUACACUGUUUCAGGGUUUUUCUAACGCCUAUGCAUUUGAAUGACACUUGUAUGCUAAACAGAUCAAGGCUUGAAAAGUUCCUGUUUCUGUAUGUACAUGGUAGAAAGAAUACCAUGUCCUUUGUGUCAAACAAUGAGAUUUAUGUUCGGUCAUAAAAAUUCCCUCCCACCCCAUAACCGGACACCUGUUCAUGUACACCUGUUCAAUUUUAUGAAAAAAGACUGAAACAUUUCAAUCAAAAAUAUCAUCUACCUUUGUUAAAAUAUACCAAUAUAUAUGACCGGUACGUUAGUUUGUUAUGGAUAAAAGUUAAAUAAAGCCAAAAAUCUACAACAAAAAGUAUAGUACAAGAUACAUGUUUGAGCAUAAGUGUAAGAGACUACCUUUUAAAAUUGGUGUGUUAGACUCUGUUGCAGAUACAAAGUUAAAUAAAAUAGAACUGACCAGUUUACCGCAAUCUGAAAAAAAAUAAGAAAAAGCAUCAGACGUUAGUUAAAACAACAAGAUAGAAGUCGAAAUCUAUGUUGCCAUUAAAAAAAAAAAAAGUUACAAAUUAGAAAAAUAAGAGAGAGAAUCUCACUGUGAUCUACAAAACAUUUGAUUAUUGUUAAAACAGCAUACACCACUAAUCCAAAAUCUUAUAACGUUACAAUUUAGGAAAAACUAACUUUUGUCACAAGUUAGAAAAGUUAAACAAAGAGAAAUCCUGCAGAGGGAUUGUCAGAUUCAAACUGGGUUGUCAAAAAAAAAAGCAUCCGCUCCCAAACCACACCCAGGCCCCACUCCAGCCUCCCUAACACCUAACCCUGUUAGGAGAGACCCGCACGAAGACAGAUUUUAAACAAACAGAUGUUUUAACGUUAGAACAAAUAAUAAAUCUUUUCUUUCUAAACAUUUCUUAACUUAUUAGGCCAUUGUUGGUGUUUUAACAUAGUUAGAGCUUUUUACACAACACAUCCAAACCACAAGAAAAUGGUUAUUCAGAUCUUAAAACUUGUUUAGUAGUUAAAACAUACAAAUGGUGUGCACAAAUAUAAAGCCACACGUGGCAGAACUGCAGUUGAGUUUUGACUCAAUGCUGAAAGGAACUAAUGCUGUCUCUUUCACUUCCAGAUAGCAGCUUGUGACCGAUCAACCCAAAGAGUUGUAUUUAUGAACUCACUGCACCUAAGAGAUUGGAUGACCGAGCACUACCAAGCACUGGAACACCUACCCAUCGCCCUUUCAUCUUACCCCUGUAUUGUUUGUUAAUAAAGCCUCCCUCCCGGGUCUUUAUUUUGA